GGGCUGCUGUGGCCUGAUCCAGCUUCCCUUGAUCACUGAUAACUUCUGAAGGAGCUGAAGAAAUGUGCUUCCUGCCUUCUCCCUAUUGGUGCUUCUACUUGGGUUAGCCUGGGGUGCAGUCUGUGGGGGCAGCUCCUAAAUGUCUAGGCACCUUUAAGCACCUUCAUUGGUUUAUGACCCAGACUUUGCCCCACUGGCUCAGUCUUUGAAACUCCUCCUCCCUGGACCCUGCUCCAGACACUUUAAAUCCAGGAGAGAAAAAUGUGUUGAGACUGCCUGGGGAACAACAUCUGCUCCUAGCCAAGAUUACCCCAUCACAAAAGUAAUGUGGGCCAUGGAGCCAGGCCAUCUUCUAUGGGCUCUGCUGUUCGUGCAACCCUUGUGGCCCCGACUGACUGAUGGGGCCACUAGAGUCUACUAUCUGGGCAUCCAGGACGUGCAGUGGAACUAUGCUCCUAAGGGAAGGAAUGUCAUCACGAACCAGCCUCUGGACAGUGACACAGUAGCUUCCAACUUCCUGAAGUCUGACAAGAACCGAAUAGGGAGCAGCUACAAGAAGACCAUCUACAAGGAAUACAGGGAUGGUUCAUACAUGGAUGAAAUGGUUCAGCCAGCCUGGCUGGGCUUCCUGGGGCCAGUGUUGAAGGCUGAGGUGGGAGAUAUUAUUCUUAUCCACCUGAAGAAUUUUGCCACUCGUCCCUACACAAUCCACCCCCAUGGUGUUUUCUAUGAGAAAGACUCAGAAGGAUCCUUAUAUCCAGAUGGUUCCUCUGGUUGGCUGAAAGCUGAUGACUCUGUUCCCCCGGGAGGCAGCCACAUCUACAACUGGACCAUUCCAGAAGGCCAUGCACCCACUGAUGCUGACCCAGCGUGCCUCACCUGGAUCUAUCAUUCUCACGUAGAUGCUCCACGAGACAUUGCUACUGGCCUUAUUGGACCCCUUAUAACCUGUAAAAGAGGAACCCUGGAUGGGAAUUUCCCUCCUCAGCGGCAGGAUGUGGACAAUGAUUUCUUCCUCCUCUUUAGUGUGAUAGAUGAGAACCUUAGCUGGCAUAUCAAUGAGAACAUUGCCACUUAUUGCUCAGACCCUGCCUCAGUUGACAUAGAAGAUGAGACCUUUCAGGAGAGCAAUAGGAUGCAUGCAAUCAAUGGCUUUGUCUUUGGAAACUUACCAGAUCUGAGCAUGUGUGCACAGAAGCGUGUGGCCUGGCACUUGUUUGGCAUGGGCAACGAGGUAGAUGUCCACACAGCUUUCUUCCAUGGACAGAUGCUGACCAUCCGAGGCCACCGUACUGAUGUGGCUCAUAUCUUUCCAGCCACUUUUGUGACUGCUGAGAUGGUACCCCGGGAACCUGGCACCUGGUUAAUUAGCUGUCAAGUGAAUAGUCACUUGCAAGAUGGCAUGCAAGCACUCUACAAGAUCAAGUCUUGCUCCAUGGCACCUCCCAUGAACCUACUCACAGGCAAAGUCCGGCAGUACUUCAUUGAGGCCCAUGAGAUUCAAUGGGACUACGGCCCAAUGGGGCAUGAUGGGAGUACGGGGAAGAAUUUGAGGGAGCCAGGCAGUGGCUCAGAUAAAUUCUUCCAGAAGAGCUCCAGCCGAAUCGGGGGUACUUACUGGAAAGUUCGAUAUGAAGCCUUCCAAGAUGAGACAUUCCAGGAAAAGGUGCAGCUGGAGGAAGAUAAGCAUCUUGGAAUCCUGGGGCCAGUGAUCCGGGCUGAGGUGGGUGACACCAUCCAGGUGAUCUUCUACAACCGUGCCUCCCAGCCAUUCAGCAUACAGCCUCAUGGGGUCUUUUAUGAGAAAGACUCCGAGGGAACUGUGUACAAUGAUGGCUCAUCCCACCCUGGGUUGGUGGCUAAGCCCUUUGAGAAAGUAACAUACCGCUGGACAGUCCCUCCCAAUGCUGGCCCCACUGCUCAGGAUCCUGCCUGUCUCACCUGGAUGUACUUCUCUGCUGCUGAUCCCAUAAGAGAUACAAAUUCUGGUCUGGUGGGCCCCCUGCUUGUGUGCAAGGCUGGUGCCUUGGGUGCAGAUGGCAAGCAGAAAGGAGUGGAUAAAGAAUUCUUUCUCCUUUUCACUGUGUUGGAUGAGAACAAGAGCUGGUACAGCAAUGCCAAUCAAGCAGCUGCUAUGUUGGAUUCCCGACUGAUCUCAGAGGAUUUCAAGGGUUUCCAAGACUCUAAUCGGAUGCAUGCCAUUAACGGGUUUCUGUUCUCUAACUUGCCCAGGCUGGACAUGUGCAAGGGUGACACAGUGGCCUGGCACCUGGUUGGCCUGGGCACAGAGACUGAUGUGCAUGGGGUCACGUUCCAGGGCAACACUGUGCAGCUUCAGGGCAUGAGAAAGAGUGCAGCCAUGCUCUUUCCUCACACUUUUGUUAUGGCCAUCAUGCAGCCUGACAACCCUGGGACAUUUGAAAUUUACUGCCAGGCAGGCAGCCAUAGAGAAGCAGGAAUGAGGGCAAUCUAUAAUGUCUCCCAGUGUCCUGGCCACCAAGCCAACUCUCGUCAACAUUACCAAGCUGCAAGGAUCUACUACAUCAUGGCAGAAGAGAUGGAGUGGGACUAUUGCCCUGACAGGAGCUGGGAACUAGAAUGGCACAACCAGUCUGAGAAGGACAGUUAUGGUCACAUCUUCCUGAGCAACAAAGAUGGACUCCUGGGUUCCAGAUACAAGAAAGCUGUAUUCAGGGAAUACACUGAUGGUACAUUCAGGGUCCGACGGCCAAGGACUGGAUCAGAGGAACACUUGGGAAUCUUAGGUCCACUUAUCAGAGGAGAGGUUGGUGAUAUUCUAACUGUGGUAUUCAAGAACAAUGCCAGCCGGCCCUACUCUGUGCAUGCCCAUGGAGUGCUAGAAUCUAGCACCGGCUGGCCACUGGCUGCUGAGCCUGGUGAGGUUCUCACUUACCAGUGGAACAUCCCAGAGAGAUCUGGCCCUGGGCCCAAUGAUUCUACUUGUGUUUCCUGGAUCUAUUAUUCUGCAGUGGAUCCCAUCAAGGACAUGUACAGUGGCCUUGUGGGACCCUUGGCUAUCUGCCGAAAGGGCAUCCUAGAGCCCAAUGGAGGACGGCAUGACAUGGACCGAGAAUUUGCCUUGUUAUUCUUGAUUUUUGAUGAGAACCAGUCUUGGUAUCUGGAAGAGAAUGUGGAAACUUAUGGGCCCCAGGAUCCAGGCCAUGUUAACCUACAGGAUGAGACUUUCUUGGAGAGCAAUAAAAUGCAUGCCAUUAAUGGAAAACUCUAUGCCAACCUCAGGGGCCUUACCAUGUACCAAGGAGAACGAGUGGCUUGGUACAUGCUGGCCAUGGGACAAGAUAUUGACCUACACACUGUCCAUUUCCAUGCAGAGAGCUUUCUCUAUCGGAGUGGAGAGAGUUACCGGGCAGACGUGGUGGAUCUGUUCCCAGGGACCUUUGAGGUUGUGGAGAUGGUGACCAGCAACCCUGGGACAUGGCUGCUUCACUGUCAUGUUACAGACCAUGUCCAUGCUGGCAUGGAGACUGUCUUUAUGGUUUUGUCCCAAAGAGAACACUUAAGCACUACCACCAUCAUCUCUGAAGAGACUGGAAAAGCAAUUCCCAGAGACAUUGGAGAAAGCAAUGUGAGGAUGCUGGGCAUGCAGAUCCCUGUAAAGGAUAUCGAGAUACUGACUUCUGUCUUGAUUGCUAUGGGUGUCACUCUCCUGCUCAUUGCUCUGGCUCUUGGUGGUGUGGUGUGGUACCAGCAUCGGCAGAGAAAGCUACGGCGCAACAGGAGGUCCAUCCUGGAUGACAGCUUCAAGCUUCUGUCUCUCAAGCAAUAACAGCUGGAUCCUGGAACUGCACAUCUGGGACACACUCCCAGCAGGUCAUGGACUAGCAGCUGACCUCAUUGUCAUUGUCAAAGGGGAAUGGGUUUUAGAGAGGCAGAGGAGGGAAUCAAACUCAAAAGAGUAUUUCUUCACUAAUUUAUUUACAUGGAAAUGAUAUGCUUUCUUUUUCUUUAGUUUCUUUACUCCACUUGGGCACCUGGGGCUGAGUCCCCUAGUAUCUAAUAUCACAAAUUUCAACAGCUAUAUUAUAUCACCCACUGACACUUGGAAGGUCUGGAAAUUUCUAAAAACUGACUCCUCUCACAAAGUAGAUACCAAGAGUAAGGUUCACUGAUUAGGUUUCUACUGCUUUCCAGGACUUAGGCAAGUUCAGUUUGAACUGAGGCUAAGUGAGCUGUGAUGAUAAUCCAAAUCUAAACUAGGACUAAGAACAUAGUCUUGAUGGGGAAUGGGUGGGGUGGGAUUUUAAGAUCCAACUUGUAUUUUGAUUCUUCUUGGCAGUGGACUGUUUUGGUUAAGUGGGUAGAUGGAAUAUUGUUGUCAUGAGCAACUACAACCUUUGGAGGCAAAAGCUCCUCAGGAAGGCAGUACUCCAAGUUCUUGGUGCAUUUGCACUGAAGGGAAUGUUGAGUGUCCUCUCCAUGUUUUAGUCAGAAAAUCCUACACAUUAAAGUGCUUGUUAGAACAC
Aethalodelphis obliquidens (Pacific white-sided dolphin) is the source of this 4505-nucleotide messenger RNA. It is a transcript of the gene HEPH, whose product is annotated as hephaestin. Gene Ontology annotation, cellular component: plasma membrane. Gene Ontology annotation, biological process: iron ion transport. The transcript is spliced from 21 exons. Gene Ontology annotation, molecular function: copper ion binding; ferroxidase activity. The record is from RefSeq and is a predicted model, not a curated record. NCBI's taxonomy places the organism in Eukaryota, Metazoa, Chordata, Mammalia, Artiodactyla, Delphinidae. The coding region runs from base 326 to 3808 and encodes 1160 amino acids.